UCUCUCGUUUGUAUUUAUAAGCACCGCUUAUAUGGCUGGUAUUUCAGUCGCUUGAACCAACGAUCCGGGACUUCAAGCAAAAUUAUGGAAUUAGCUGCGUGGGCUUGCGUGUUGAGCAUGGCUUGGAUGGCUGUUCAGGCCCAGUGCCCUACUGGACCAAGAGAUGUAUGCUGUGGCCCUCAAAAGUAUGAAGACUGGGAUAACUGUCUGUGCACGAUGUCAAUGGAUCCUUCCACAGAUUCAUAUAUACCUUUUUGCGGUUGCUCUGAAAACGUUGGAUCCUGGUGCUGCUCUGGUAAUUCCGGUAGCAGGAGGAGUCUGGAAAGGUUUGAGAGACACAGCCACAGAUAUGCCGCUGCUGACGUGGUGAAUGCGACGUUGGUCGACAUGUUAGAAAAGGUUGAUGAAUGUCGCGAUAAAGACAGGGGUCUAGUUGCAAUAGUUUACAAAAUCAUCACGGGCCUAUUGUCUCGCUGCUCUCGAGCUAUCCAUUUCAAUGAAGGAGCUAUAGAGGAGGCCUGUGCAAUUUUCAUUGACAGAGAAUUAUUCAUAACCCAGCCAACGGAUUGCCACAGUUGUAUUUACAUGCCUUUUAUACACUCCAAGCGGCAAACAACGUCCAUAUCUUAAGGCGGAAGCUAAUGAAGCUAUACAUGCAAUUUAAAUGACAUACGGACCGGAGUUUCUGCUAAUUGGAAUAAUGAAUCAAGAUUAACCAAACAUUUUAAGUUAUUGCCAAGUGCACCACAACGUUUUCAUAUACUUGUAUCAUUUCAAUAUGUUUUCCAUCUAAACCUUUCAAAAAUAUUCGCUCUAAAAACAUAACUAACACAAUCUUAAUGCUGACUAAAUGUACUAGUAUGUACAACGUUUUCAUAUCAUUCGCCAGCAGUAUUCAGCGUAAAUAUUCGGGUUUGCUUGACCUUUUCAUUAAAUUCUUUUUUAAUUGCAAUUUUCUAACAAGACAAUAGUGAGUUUUCGCAAAUCCCGAAACGCCAACGUGAACGCCUAUCCCAUUGCUCAAGCUCCUCAGCACGAUGUCGAACUCACUAUUAUAUUUACACCACGCGCAAUAUGGACUACGGCAUUUAACCAUGGACUGACUGCUUUAGCAUUCUGACCUCACCCAAUUAAAAGUUUGUCUAAGACAAAGAUAGGCUACCAGCUAUCCAGGGAUAGUAAAUUGUGUGAUGGAUAACUUUGCUAAAGACAAUAAACGGAUCGGAAUUUGGACUGAUAUCACGAUGACGACUUGGCUUACGACAUGGACAAAAGGCUUCGUAGCUUUUUUUUAUAUUACGAUGAUGGUUGUGUACAUAAUGUGUAUUUAAAAUAAAACACUUGUCCCCAGGUGAAAUAUACGGUA
Messenger RNA from Lineus longissimus, 1366 nucleotides. RefSeq lists its product as uncharacterized. The coding region runs from base 85 to 630 and encodes 181 amino acids. Lineage: Eukaryota; Metazoa; Nemertea; Pilidiophora; Heteronemertea; Lineidae. The transcript is spliced from 4 exons. The record is from RefSeq and is a predicted model, not a curated record.